Molecule: messenger RNA, 1471 nt
Organism: Corticium candelabrum
Lineage: Eukaryota; Metazoa; Porifera; Homoscleromorpha; Homosclerophorida; Plakinidae
Exons: 1
Coding region: 49-1290 (413 amino acids)
Biological process (GO): establishment or maintenance of cell polarity; regulation of cellular localization; centrosome cycle
Cellular component (GO): nucleus; apical plasma membrane; cell cortex
Molecular function (GO): protein binding
Source: RefSeq, a predicted model, not a curated record
GGGCCUCACAACCCAACCUGUUGUUGUCAACAUCCCAAUUUUACGACAAUGGCAGAACAGGAUCAGCAAUACAAGUACUACAGCUUCAAACCCAUCAGCUCUCCUCUAACAUACAGUGUUCGUGACUCUGCCGACAGCUUCGACAGCGACUCAACAGAGGCAAGCCUUGGCUACACCAAAGCAUUCAGUCGUGUCGCCCCCAAAGCAGUAGCAGUGAAAGGCGGUGCAACACAUCAUGACCACGCCUACUGGCGUGACAACAACCUGCAGCUUGCAGCAGACGACAGCGACAUUGAAUCCGAUGUCUCUCUACCGAGAUCUCCUCCGAGGUCGCGCCACACUCGUCCAACAAGCUCUAACCUGUCGGUCUUGCCUUUGAGUGGCAGCAACCAAAGAGAUGAACGUGUUGACCAGGAGGCCCACAGCGAGGAGGACGAACGCCAUGUUGUGCACACAUACAGCUUGAGAGAUUCUGGUCUGUACUCUCACUCUCCAUCAAACAAUGGUGAAGACCCUACGACCAUGGUAGAGACUGAUGCUGGAGCAAGUAGAAAGCUCCGUCUAGUAACCACAUCUGCAGCAUAUGCAUCAAGGCAGGAAGUUGAUCGAGACCCUGCAAACUUGGUCAUCAGCCCUAGUGCUGUGUCAGUCAGGAUGGAAGCUAGUGAUGAGCACAACUCCGAUGGGCUUCAUCAGGUUUCUCCUCUAAGAGAAGAAAUGACUGUGAGUGAUACAAGAGUCAGCAACCAAGCGGUAAGGGUGACUUCAUCGCGUCCUGUCUUUCUUGCUCGAUCCAGAGAGUCAAGACUGAGGCUGUUGAAAUCCGGUGGUGUCGAACGGUUUGCUGAAAUAGCAACCAAGGAGCUGCAGCAGCAAGAUGCAGUCGCACUGGGACUUCAAGCAUUCCCGAUCACUUCGGUUGAACAGACGACAGGAAACAGUUUCAUCAGUAGGCCAUAUGAUCCAAGAAUCAUAGGAAAAGUCAUCAAGACAAAAGCCGGAAGCAUCCAUCAGGUCGAGUUGCACAGACCUUCGGAUGGACCGUUUGGUUUCACUAUAGCGAAGGGUACCGUCAAUGACAAAUCGGCCAUCUAUGUUGCUAAAUUCAAGAACGGACAAGGACACCCCGAGAAAUUUUUUACAGGGCUAUUGGGGGUUGGAGACAAGAUUGUCGCUGCUAAUGGAGUUAAACUUAAGAAGAAAUCGAUAGACAGUGUGCAUGAAAUCAUGCAGUCAUCAGACAAGCUGCUACUGACUGUCAAGCCUCGACUGCUGAGCUCAGACUGGUAGUAAUGCAUUCGUUAUAGUUUAUAUGAAAAGUCAUGGCACAGAUAACUAGUAUACAGUUCUUUGUAUAGUCUUUACAAAAUGAUGCUGCUGUCGAGGCAACAUCAUAUGCUGCUGACAAUGUGUAGCAACAUUGUGCUCGUACAAGAGUUGACAGUUCAAUAUAUAUAUAAGUUAUAUUUGC